CGGAGGGAUUGCUUCGCUUCUCCAAACUAGUUUGAUCUGAGAUGCCUCCAAAGGGACAGCCAUAUCAGAAACGUGACACUUCAGUCAAUAUUUUCACUGGCGUCUGGUCUAGCAUAGUCUACUCCAAGAUCUGGUGGUCACCUUACUACCAAAACAUUUAUUGCCUGUUGUGCUGCAUCAACUUCAUGCUUCUUAUGAUUUUCAUGGCAACUCCCAUAUGGCUUCGGCAAAAUUCCACGAAAGACUAUACAUUUAUUGGGAUAUGGAGUAUAUGUGACGAGUUAAGCUGUAAAGACCUUUCUCUCCCUGAGGAAGCCCAUCUGGAUACCAUCCGUUUUUUUGUGAUUUUGGCCUUCAUCUUCACCUUACUCGCCUUUAUCUCAUCACAAGAUUUUAUAUCUCGCCUCGUGGACACAAAAAUAACGGAAGACAUGAUCUCCUCAGCAUCUAACUUCUUUGCAGGAAUCUUCCUGAUGAGUCUGCUAUUGAUUGUCCAUUUCCGGCUUAGGACUGUGCUUGAUGAUCUUAGAGGCCAUAUCAGAGUCUGGUGGGGUUUCAUUGGAAAUUGCAUCAUUUGUGUACAUUGUUUUGUGUUAGGCACACUCAGUCUACUGAGAUAUAAAAGUCUCGUGCUGAAACGUUUAAAAAGAGAGUCCUCCAGAAGAAUAUUGAGCAUGGACAGGGUAAAAGGAAGGACAAGCAUUCAGCUAACAAUACCUCGGAAUUGAACAAUUCCAUAAAUAGUGGUUCAGCAUUCCAAAAUGCAGACCCCUCCUCAUUUUCCCCACCAA
Crotalus tigris (Tiger rattlesnake) is the source of this 791-nucleotide messenger RNA. RefSeq lists its product as uncharacterized. The transcript has 5 exons. The record is from RefSeq and is a predicted model, not a curated record. The coding region runs from base 42 to 728 and encodes 228 amino acids. Lineage: Eukaryota; Metazoa; Chordata; Lepidosauria; Squamata; Viperidae.